Musca vetustissima is the source of this 881-nucleotide messenger RNA. RefSeq names its product enkurin. NCBI's taxonomy places the organism in Eukaryota, Metazoa, Arthropoda, Insecta, Diptera, Muscidae. The record is from RefSeq and is a predicted model, not a curated record. The transcript is spliced from 3 exons. Gene Ontology annotation, cellular component: acrosomal vesicle. Gene Ontology annotation, molecular function: calmodulin binding. Bases 1 to 867 code for a protein of 288 amino acids.
AUGUCUCUGGUCUAUAUAACCUAUCACGAUGAGAAUAUUUUCGAUGUGGACAAUGAAAAGGAUUCACUUACUACUCAACGGCAACGUUUGAAAUACAAAUCGAAAUUCAAUGAAAUGGUUAAGGAACAAACAAAAGCUCGUCAUGUCAUUGAUAUGCCAGAUCAUCGGAAACUAUUGACAAGUUCAGCGAAAAAUAGUCAUCAAACAAUGGGUUAUGCUAUUACACCAUUAGAAAUGCCAAAUAAUUUCUUAAAAAAGAAUCAUGGCAUUAAAUGGCAACGUUUAAGAGAACAUCAAUGUCCACCGAAAAGAGAAAUACCACCGGUUCCGCAUUUUGAACAUGUUCCCCAUUCAGUGCAUUCAAAAUCCGCUGCGGUAAGAAAAGAUGUCAAAGGUGGUAAGCAAUUGUGUCCGCGUACACCUGAACCCAAACGACCACCACCACGAUUUGUCGAUACACCCAAAGGAGAUCGUCAUAAUCUUCUGAAUAGCGGCUUAAUUCCUCAAUAUAUUUGUUCGAAAAAUUUCGGUCGAGUUCCCUGCUACAUUGAUCAUCACAAGAAACUUUUGAAGCAUUUGAAUGAACGUUGUGCCCAGGCAAAAAAGCAAUCGGAAAAUGCUUGCGUUCGCUAUAUGGAUCGUAUGCCAAGUGUUAAGAAACUAUCUGCAGAGGAGCGUAAUGAGAUAUUACAGGGUCUUCGCACAAACUUCGCUAGUUUGUUUAAAAGAUAUCAAAGUCUUUCGGUGUGCACGGAUACUGUGGCCAAACAGCUCAAAAAAGGAAAAAUGGAAAACGAAUUGCGUCAAUUGGAACAGGAUAUUUAUCUAAUGGAACAUAAUCCGGAAAUAUACGUUUCAGCUUAUUGAGAUACGAUUUAAAA